ACCCGAGUGCCACUCAAGUAUUACUCUAUCCUUGUUAUUUACCGAACGUUAAACAAGGACAUGACACCCAGAGAACACCCGGAUGGGAAUCUGAACACGAGCCAGGCUGCAGCCUGCAGCUUAACUUCAUUUAUUAUUUUUUCUCUUUCUUUCCAGAUUUAAUCAUAUGUCUAUCCUGUUUUAAGUACAAGAAUAAAAUAAAAAGAAAAAUUAAAAAUUCGAUUUAUUAACACGUUUGCAUGUAAAUUUCAUGUUUCAAAUUCUUCGGAUAUUAUUUACCUGAUUUCACGAGCGUUUGUAAUAAAAAAUUAAUUAGCGGAUAAUUCCAUUUAUAUAUACUGUUCGAAUAUCGAACAUUUUUAUUGGUGAUUGUCGAUGACGUAUUCAGUUUUAUCAAUGAGAGAUCGAUCGGGAGCUCGGGUUCCACGUGAAGCCGCAGUGAUAAUCCGCAUGAUAAUUGUAGAGUAAUUAAACACGCUUAGCUGAAGCUUCCUCAGAGGGCUGUAGCAACCGGGCGAAGAGUUCAGAAGUUCAGAUUAGUUGAGAAGGCGUUUAGCUUAGAUGCUAAUUAAACAAUGGUUAUGGUAUAUGAAGAGGUCUAAUCGGCUAUGUAUCGAGUCCAGUGAUUAAUUUUAGUCGUGUAACUUUUUUCCCUCAAGUACUUUUAUUUAGGGCAUUCAGAUAACGCUGGUGCGAGAGAUUGCGUCCUGGCCGGCCGGCGGUGACGCGACACGUGUUAUCGACAAACAUAUAUAUCGCUUGAAAAUUGAAAUAAGGUACGCUGUCGCGGGUUCUUUAGCCGUUUAAAUUCACACACGUUCACGAUUUCUAAAUAAUUUUAAGAGAAUGGUCAAACUAGGAAAUAUUCAGCCACCAGAGAUGCUGCUGCGGAUAUAUUCGUUGUGCAUCUUAGGAUUGGAUCUCGUGAUAUUCAUCAUCGGAGUGUGCUACACAAUCCUGAUCGCUGCCUAUAGAAUGUUUAGACCACCACCAUUGAAAAAUCUCAACUAUGAAGUGGCUAUGGUCGUAGGUGCAGGACGUGGGAUAGGCAAGGAACUUGCUCUACAGCUGUGUCAAUUUGGUGUCGUAGUUGCUUGUGUAGACAUUAAUGCAGCAUCUUGCACUGCUACUGUGGAACGUGCUCAACAGUUACAUGGAAUAUGUAAAAGCUAUCAGUGCGACGUGAGAAAUAAAGAUGCAGUUGCUCAAAUUGUGAAUCUUAUUAAGAUCGAAUUUGGAAACAUUACAAUGCUUUUCCAUUGUUGUGGUUUGCCCAGCCCACGUACAUUAAUACAAGAAUCGUCAGAAGUAAGAGACACUAUGGACUUAUCAGUCAUCAGUUAUUUUUGGUUGUUGGAUUCAGUUUUGCCAUGUAUGCGACAAGCUGAUAAAGGCCACAUUACGAUUCUUUCAUCCGUUGCUGGUCUUUCUAAUGGAUCCAGUGGUCGAGGAACCCGGGUUCCCUUAUCUACUGCACAAUUUGCUGUCCAAGGAUUAGCAGAAUCCUUGCAUAUGGAAUUAAGACAUUCAAAUAGCAACAUCAUCGUUUCAUUGGUUCACGUUUAUCCCUUUAUCGUUGGAACGGAAGUUGCAAAAGACAUACGUUUUAGAAUACCGAGUUACUUUGGUACAAUGCCUGCCGUAGAAGCUGCUAGACAAAUUUUAGAUGGUGUUCGCCGAAACUACGCGGAGUUUAGUGUACCAGGAUAUUUGCUUUAUCUUGGACAUAUACUUAGGAUUCUUCCAAAAAAGGCAUCUUUUAUGUUACGCGAUUUGUUAGAUACUGGAGUUGACUUUGCGUAAUGUUAAUAUAAACAUAUAUAUAUAUAUAUAUA
Molecule: messenger RNA, 1835 nt
Organism: Acromyrmex echinatior (Panamanian leafcutter ant)
Lineage: Eukaryota; Metazoa; Arthropoda; Insecta; Hymenoptera; Formicidae
Product: 17-beta-hydroxysteroid dehydrogenase 13
Cellular component (GO): lipid droplet
Molecular function (GO): oxidoreductase activity, acting on the CH-OH group of donors, NAD or NADP as acceptor
Source: RefSeq, a predicted model, not a curated record